GGCGUGUCGCGAGCACGCCGUGCCGUGUCGGGUCGGAUGGAAGGUAGAUCCAAAGCAGGCUCGCUUCGCCUCGUUUCUGGCCUCGUUAUCUUUCAGCAGCGAACGUCGGCGGUGAAACCAAUCGGCGUCGCCAGCAGGAUAGAAGGGAUGCGGGCCGCGAGGUGCAAAGAUUCGUCGUGAGACAGGCCGCCGCCGGUACCGGUACGUGCAGGUGCGUCCAAAGAUGGGGCCGCUCGUACCGGGGGCUCCCGGGAGCAGGGUGGGAGCCCCGAGCCCCGAGAGGAGCCUGGUUGUCCUCUUGCUGCUCGCCGGCACGCUGGCUUCCAGGGCCACGUCCACUUGGCCCGUCGCAGACUGGAACAGAACCCAAGGCUCUUCUGCUCUGUCACUUCCCCGCCCAGAGCUGGCUCAGCGUGGUAACCGCAGUGGUCUGGCGGAGAACUCGGGCGCUCAAGGGAUCCAUCUGCUUCUCCGACCGCCGGACCUGCUCGCCCCCAGCUUGACUCCGCCGCUCGUCCCCCGCAAGCGGCCCACCCUGGCCCCCCCCCCGCCCUGGGAGCAGAGUAACUCCCUGGAGGAGGCCUGGGCUUCAGGAGACUACCUGGAGACCCUGUCUUUCGUGCUCCCCGAUGGCGAGGAUCUGGCCCCGGCCACGCCUCUUCCCAGCCACCCUUACGACGACGACACAGGGGGCGACUGGGCGCCCGCGUACGACGGCGCCUUACCUCGGCGUCCCACCCCGCCGCUGGACGCACGCCUUCUCUUUUCACCCUCCGCCGGCGCCCCCCCAGACGUCUUCCCCGCCUGGGACGACGACUACGACCCCGAGGACCUGUCGCCGCUGCAGCCCACUGAGCUUCUGCUGCCCGACAUGAACAGUUUGGAAUACUACACCAACCUUUUGGCCAAGGAGCGGGCCAAGGAGGGAUCCCGUCCCCCCUCCGAGCGGGACGGCCAGGAGAAGCACGGCGUCCCCGAGCUGUCCAUCCCGCCCACGCCAAUCCACAAGCGAGGUCGAGCCGGCGAUCCCCACGUGCGGACCGAGGCGUCUCCCGGUUCCGCUGCCACCCCGCGGAGGGAGCCCGAGCCUCCGCCACCCAGCCCUGGGGCCGGUGAGUCACCGACUGUUGCUCCGGGAGAGUUUGGGCCAAGCCCGGCGUCUCCUAGUUCCCACGCCACCGGCCCGGCGCUUCCGCCGGCUCGUCCCGCCGAGGACGGGCUGGGCGAGACCGCCGCCACCGAGAGGACGGCCGUCAGCCUGACCCGAGCGCCUCCGCCGACCACGCCCAGGGCGGCGCACCCCCCCGCCGUCAAACGCUAUCUGUGCAACGUCACCAAGCCCGAGUCGUACCUGGUCCGAAUAGGUGGCGCCAGAGGCUCGGUGGCUGGUUUCACUCAGGUCCGGGACCUUUUGAGGCGAGAGUUUAACCGCUCCGUGGAGCUCCAGUUCUUGAGAACGCCGUCCAGUUUUGCCUUCCGCGUGGUCUCGGGACCGUUGAUCUACACCGCCAUCGCCGUGGUCAACGCCCUCCGCCGAGCGCAUCGUCUCUUGGGCCCGCUUCCCGCCGUGUCCACCCUCUAUGCCGUCCCGGACGUCAGGUACCAGGUCCACACGGUGCUGCUGUUUGUCCCCGCCCACGUGGACGUCAGAGUCUGCGACUUCAGCGAGCGUGUGGAGAGCGGCCUGGUGAUGGCGUACGGCCAAACCCGCCGACGCUUUUUAGAGUCUGGUGCCGUGGCCGUGCAGCUGCUGAACGUCACGCUGGGCGCGGCGAGGCCGGCGGGCGAGCUCAAGGUUCCCGUCGACAUCGUGUUUGCGGUGCGGGACGGGCGAGGAUACGUGGCGGGAUUCCAGGUCAGCCAGCACCUGAGGAAGCUCAGCCCAGUGGAGUUCAGCUUCUACGUGGGCUUUCCCGCUCUGCAGAUCGCCGAACCUUUGCGUUAUCCCGAGCUCAACACCUCCCAUCACCUGAGGUCCACGUGGGUGCGCACGGUCCUGCUCGGCGUUCCCGAUCAGAUCUUUGUCCAGCCAAGUUUUCAAGCUCGCGUGGAGCGCCGCUUGGCCUUGCUGCUGGAGGAAGGCCUGGGAGCGUCCGGCGGGCGGCGCUGGAGGAGAGCCACGGCCGUGGCCAACGGCAGUCUGCAGGUGGUGCGGGUGGCCAGGAUGUCUGGGGUGGAACGUCCCCUGGAGGUCUUGUACUUUGCGGAGGGACCAGGAGGCGCCCGGAUACCAGCGGAGGAGACGGCGGACACCCUGAACGGCUUGGACCUCCAGCGAGCCGCCAUCGUCCUGGGACACAAAGUCCAGAGACCGCUGGCCCAGCCGGUGGAGAGCGCAGCCGUGCCGCCCUCCGAGACCCAAAGCGGCAGUGUUUGGCUCAUCGUCGGCGUGAUCGUGCCCGUCUCGCUGGCCCUUUUCAUCAUUGUCUUGCUCUACUGGAAGCUGUGCGCCUCGGACAAGUUGGAGUUUCAGCCAGACGCCAUCAACACCAUCCAGCAGAGACAGAAGCUUCAGGCCUCCAGUGUGAAAGGCUUCGACUUUGCCAAACUUCACCUGGGCCAGCACAGCAAGGACGACAUCAUGGUGAUUCAGGAAGCCACGCCGGCGGCCAAGGAACCUGCCGCCGCCGCCGAUGGCGGCGUAGACAGCCCCAAAGGCUCGUCGGCCAAAAGCGGCAGAACCGUGCGUCACCGCGCCAAGGCCAGCCAAUCGGACGCCGACUCGUUUGGCAGCGAGCGAUCCAGCGGCAGAGACUCGCCCGGGGAGAGCGCUGGACCCGCCGCCGCGCCCGUGGAGGCCAAGCAGCCGAAGAAGCCGCCCAAAAGCGCCACGCCGGCUACAGAUGAGCUCAUGUCAUCGUCUUCCAUCUUUGACCACGUAGACCGUCUUUCCCGCGGCGGCUCGUCGGACGGCACGCGGCGUCCAGCCGGCAAAGUGCAGCUGAUGGCCAUGCAGCCGCGGCCCGGCGCGCCGGCGCAGCCCAGCCCGUCCCUUUCGCAGAAAGUCAGCACCGAGGUGGCGUUGCGACACAAGUCCGAGAUGGAGCAGCGCAGGAACAAACUCCGACAGCACGCCAAGAGACGGGGGCAGUGCGAGUUCCCGUCCAUGGACGAUAUCAUGGACGCCUUCGGAGACGGACCGGUCCAGACCGAAGCGGCUCAGCGUCUCUACGGUUCGGCCCACGACCACACGGACUGCGCGGACUGCCGCCCACCGCCCGACACCCCAUCCCCAGAACAGCGGCGGAGAGCAAGGCGCUCCCCCCGGGCGCGGCGGCAGCAGGCUCCGGCGGGACCGGGAAGUCUUCCGGACACCGACCAGGAUCGCCUGCUGGUGGACCAGGGCGCCACCUACAGGAAGUACCCGGGACUCAACAAUGUGGCCUACAUGUCGGACCCAGACCUGCCCCCAGACCCCGGGAGGAGCCCGUCCCCCACCGAUGAGGUGUUUGAUGGCCGGGCCGGCGCGGGCCCGCCCCCGUACAUGCCGCCGCGACCCUCAAUCGAGGAGGCCCGGCAGCAGAUGCACUCCCUGUUGGACGACGCCUUUGCUCUGGUGUCUCCAUCCUCGCAAGGCCUGAGCCCGGCGGCCCUCCCCCUGGCGAGGCAGUGGGGGUCCUACCCGGCGGGGCCCUCCCACGGCCCCCUCCACGCUAUGUACGCCGAGCUGGGAGUUUCUCCAACCUCUGGCCUGGGGGCCCGAGGUCAUCUGCAGAGGCAGAGCUCAGGAGGCGAGCAGCUGCAGGAUCCCUCGUACCCCAGCAGGCGGCAGUACGGAGAGCUGCCCCCCUUCUCCAGACCCGUUGGAGGCGGCGCAGGCGUCCAGCACUUGACCCAGGUGGGCUUGUCCAGCCAGAUCGGGGCCUGCGUGGGGCGCAGCGCCUCGGGACCCACCGGCUCCUCCUGGAGCGAGAGGCGCUCGGACCGGGACCUGGACCCGGAGAGCGGCGCGCCGCUCUCCUUCCCAGAGUUGUCGUCUUCGCCGCUUUUCCAAUUGCCCAGCUCUUCGCUUCGGGAGCCGUCGGGGCCGCCUCUCCUCCUCGCCUCCCCGACUCCCGAGUACUUGCCCGAGGACGCCUCACCCUCCGCCCAUAGCUCGGCCUCCCUGAUCAAGGCCAUCCGAGAGGAACUCCGCCGACUGGCCCGGAAGCAGGCCGUGGCCAGCUACCCCUAGAGGACGCGGCCGACCGGCGGCUCUAAGCCCGUACCCGGUCGACACCCGACCCGGCGACGUGACCUCCGCAAUUUGACUGGGUCGUUCUGGCGUGUCCCGACUGGAGUCAGUUUUUGGUCUUUUCCACCCGGCUCUUUUGGACCGGAUGGUGGCCAGUUCCGACGUCGGGCGGUGCUAAGUGUCAAUGGUCGGUCCCCCGUUUGCUGCCUCUGGAGGCGCCUUCCCGUCAAAUGUUGCUACUGAGAUGUUUAUCAUUGUGUCAGCUUGUGGUUAGAUGGAGUCACACAGGUGCCAGUCUGAUUUGUCUUGAGAACGUCAAGUCACCUUAUUAGGAAAGAAAAUGUCCAAGCCAAUGAAGCUUGGCAACUCCUCCGACGUCUUGCUGUAUUUUUCACAAUUUGCUCUUGUCUGUGUUCAGGGUUCCUGUAGGGGAUGGCCGUGUGGGUGGGGGGCCGGCCGGCGGCGCCUGGCGUACGUCAAUUCAAAGCUCGCGGCGUCGCUCCAAUGUUCUCCUUCCAGCUCGGAAUGAUUAUUAUUAUCGACGAACUUGUCGGAAUAUACAGCCCCUUGGUAAUGUCCCAAAAUGUUUAACUCCCGAGUCCAAGUGUGUUUGCGUCAGGCCAAAAGCGCGCAAAACGGCGGCUUGCGUCAUCUGGAGCUGCCGCAGUGGCGACGUCUCUCAAGAUAAAUGUUUACAUUGAAGACUGCCGUACGGGCUGCUGUUGUAAGGCCGUACUUGUGCUGUAGUAUUUACGUUAGCUGCGCGCCCUUGUAUCAAAACAAACUUUGUGCCAGUUGAUAGCUUUUGUGUCUCGGCUAAGUAGAGGAAACCGGUUUGGGGUCAGAAACCGCCUUUGCGCCCAAACCUACGACAAUAUCAAGCACGAUCCAGGGAAAUACGCCGUCGGUCGGAAGGAAGGGAAACAUGCCGUCGGUCGGAAGGAUGGGAAAACAUGCCGUCGGUCGGGCUCACGCGCUGGGACCUCUGUUGAUUGGCUGAUUGUGGCUUGAUAUUGUGAUGACUGUCCUCGCCGAUUGCUGUAUGUGUCUGCAAUGUUUCCGCAUGUCUUCUUGUUUGAGGCUUUCGGUAUGUUGGCAUGCUGCUUACGCUGAUGUUAGCAUGUUGCUAAAAGGGCCCAAUAGAAAAUAUUUUUAAAUGAACAAAAAAAACUUAGUAUACAUUUGAUGUUGACAAGAAAAAUCAAUAUACCUAUAUACUGUACAGUCGAAAGUAUUUACGUAAGAGCCGAGCCGCCUGAGACACUGAUUGGAUCGUUCAACCGUCAGCAAACUUGUGGGGCGCCGUGGCCACACAAUCACAUGGUGCUACUACUGAUUAAACUGUUGAGGUUGUUUGAAUAAGA
This is a messenger RNA of Syngnathus acus (greater pipefish), 5538 nucleotides long. Its product is annotated as UPF0606 protein KIAA1549-like. The record is from RefSeq and is a predicted model, not a curated record. The transcript is spliced from 20 exons. NCBI's taxonomy places the organism in Eukaryota, Metazoa, Chordata, Actinopteri, Syngnathiformes, Syngnathidae. Bases 224 to 4174 code for a protein of 1316 amino acids.